Messenger RNA from Otolemur garnettii (small-eared galago), 1836 nucleotides. It is a transcript of the gene PPAT, whose product is annotated as phosphoribosyl pyrophosphate amidotransferase. Bases 146 to 1699 code for a protein of 517 amino acids. Lineage: Eukaryota; Metazoa; Chordata; Mammalia; Primates; Galagidae. The record is from RefSeq and is a predicted model, not a curated record. The transcript is spliced from 11 exons. Gene Ontology annotation, biological process: purine nucleobase biosynthetic process; purine nucleotide biosynthetic process. Gene Ontology annotation, molecular function: amidophosphoribosyltransferase activity.
CGCCGCCGCAGUAGCUAGGACCUCUAGUAACCGGGAAGGAAGCGGCUCGCGUGAGCUUCUGAGACGUACGGGCCAAGCUGGCUGCUGGUUGGUGCUCCGACCUCGGCAGCGGCAGCAGGUCCCUCCACGUGCUUUCUGCAGCAACAUGGAGCUGGAGGAAUCGGGGAUCCGAGAGGAAUGUGGCGUGUUUGGGUGCAUCGCCUCAGGAGAAUGGCCCACGCAGCUAGAUGUGCCGCAUGUAAUCACUCUGGGACUCGUGGGGCUGCAGCACCGGGGUCAAGAGAGUGCUGGUAUUGUGACCAGUGAUGGGAGUUCAGUGCCAACAUUCAAAACGCACAAGGGAAUGGGUCUUGUAAAUCACGUUUUUACUGGAGACAAUUUGAAGAAAUUAUAUAUUUCAAAUCUUGGAAUUGGACAUACGAGGUACGCCACGACAGGGAAAUGCGAAUUGGAAAAUUGUCAGCCCUUUGUUGUUGAAACGCUUCAUGGGAAAAUAGCAGUGGCACAUAAUGGUGAAUUGGUGAACGCUGCUCGAUUAAGGAAAAAGCUUCUGCGACAUGGUGUUGGUCUGUCGACGAGUUCUGAUAGUGAAAUGAUUACCCAGUUACUAGCAUACACCCCUCCUCAGGAACGGGAUGACACCCCAGACUGGGUAGCAAGGAUUAAAAACUUAAUGAAGGAAGCGCCCACAGCAUACUCCCUGCUUAUAAUGCACAGAGAUGUUAUUUACGCAGUACGAGAUCCUUAUGGAAAUCGGCCCCUAUGCAUUGGUCGUCUGAUUCCGGUGUCUGAUAUAAAGCACAAAGAGAAGAAAACAUCAGAAACAGAAGGAUGGGUGGUGUCUUCAGAAUCCUGUAGCUUUUUAUCUAUUGGUGCGAGGUAUUAUCGUGAAGUCUUGCCUGGAGAAAUUGUGGAAAUAUCCAGACAUAAUGUUCGAACUCUUGAUAUUGUUUCAAGGUCUGAAGGAAACCCAGUUGCUUUUUGUAUCUUUGAAUAUGUUUAUUUUGCAAGACCAGAUAGUAUCUUUGAAGACCAAAUGGUAUAUACAGUAAGGUAUCGUUGUGGCCAGCAGCUGGCGAUCGAAGCUCCUGUGGAUGCCGAUUUGGUUAGCACUGUUCCAGAAUCUGCUACGCCUGCUGCUCUUGGUUUUGCAGGAAAGUGUGGACUUCCAUAUGUGGAGGUGCUGUGCAAAAACCGAUACGUAGGAAGAACCUUCAUUCAGCCAAACAUGAGAUUGAGACAACUCGGUGUUGCCAAAAAAUUUGGAGUAUUGUCGGACAACUUUAAAGGCAAAAGAAUCGUUCUCGUAGAUGAUUCGAUCGUGAGGGGCAAUACCAUCUCACCUAUAAUAAAACUGCUCAAAGAAUCUGGUGCAAAAGAGGUACACAUUCGAGUCGCCUCACCACCGAUUCGGUAUCCCUGCUUCAUGGGAAUAAACAUUCCCACAAAAGAAGAGCUUAUUGCUAAUAAGCCAGAAUUUGAUCACCUUGCAGAAUAUCUAGGAGCAAACAGUGUCGUGUAUCUGUCAGUAGAAGGACUGGUUUCAUCUGUACAGGAAGGGAUAAAAUUUACAAAACAGAAAGUGGAAAAGCAAGAUACUGUGAUUCAAGAAAAUGGGAAUGGCGUGGAAUGUUUUGAAAAGAACGGUCAUUGUACAGCUUGUCUCACUGGAAAAUACCCUGUCGAGUUAGAAUGGUAGCUGGCAGGGGCAGAUAGGUCAUUUCAAGAUACAAAAUUGGUCAAGCAGUUGCAGUGGUUCUGCCUUUUGUUACUUUGUUGGUACAAUAUAAAAUGCCGAUGCUUAUGUUUUACCUUUAUAUUUUUUAAGAUUUUUUU